AUGCGUGUCAUAUUCGUUCUUCUCUGUUUUAAUAUUAUGGUCUUUGGAAGCGUUGGUUCGGGUUUUAGGUGUUCACAUCUUCUUCCUGGGCAGUAUAAAUGUGAUGAACCACAUAUUUUUAAUUUGACUCAAGAACCCAUUUUUUGUUCUGAUCCAUCUGGCAUCACUAGAAUUAAAUGUUAUCCUGCUCCUGGCAUUUCAUGUGCCGAUUUGCUAGAAGCAAAUGGAGUGGAGUACUUUUUCAAGAAUGUUACCUGUUUAUGGACUAAUGGGUACAAUCAUGAGAUAGCUUUACUUCUUUCUAUAUUCGGAGGCCUUUUUGGGCUGGACAGAUUCUAUCUUGGUUACAUUGCUUUGGGAUCGCUUAAAAUGUGGUCAAUUGGGGGACUUGGCUUAUGGUACUUAGUUGAUCUUAUUUUGUUAGUAACAGACAAUCUGCAUCCGGCUGAUCACUCAAAUUUGACUCAUCUCUACUAUAAUCCUCCUUUAUCUUACAUUCACGACGGUCUUUAA
Molecule: messenger RNA, 513 nt
Organism: Rodentolepis nana
Lineage: Eukaryota; Metazoa; Platyhelminthes; Cestoda; Cyclophyllidea; Hymenolepididae
Source: the annotation of a GenBank genome assembly